Messenger RNA from Clavispora lusitaniae ATCC 42720, 858 nucleotides. RefSeq lists its product as uncharacterized. The record is from RefSeq and is a predicted model, not a curated record. NCBI's taxonomy places the organism in Eukaryota, Fungi, Ascomycota, Pichiomycetes, Serinales, Metschnikowiaceae.
AUGUCUUUUAAAAAGCCUUGCAACUUGAACACUUCUGCGAACGCAUUAAAAGAUCGCAAGAGAAUCACGGACAAAGAUUUUCCAAUACUAUCAUUCAGUACGGCUGAUUGUCAAGUCACUUUUCGGAAAUGGAUAAAUCUUUUGAACGAAAACGCAGCAUCAAAAAAGUGGAGCAAUGCAGAGAUCAUUGAGUUCAUGGAUGCUCACUGCCAUCGAGACAUUAGACUAAUUUUUCGACAUUAUCGAAAGCAUCAUACAUUCAAUUUGAAAGAAUUUACAGAAUGGUUUUGCAGCAUGUUUGCUAUCAACUACAGUUUGCCUUCUACGUUCAUGAAACUCGUGGCAGAGGAUAUGCCUGAUGAAAAUUGGCAAAGCUUUUGUCAUAAAUGGCACAGGAUAGGAAUUAAGGUGGACAGAGAAAAUGGACCAUUGACGCUUCUUCAAAUUGCACAAGGGUUCUUUAUUGACUCCAUCCAUAAUCGUACGCUUCAAAGAAAGCUUCGGGAACAACUCCCAGUGAAGAUGGUAGUGGAGUUGGUGCAUAUGGCGCAAAAUUUAGCUAAACAAGAAAGCAUCCCUCUUCACGUGUUGGAUCGAGCUGUUAUAAGAGAUCCUCAGCCUUUUAAAGUGCCAUCCAACCAAAAGGAGAGGUCUUCUCGAAAGAGAGUACGUACGAAGGGUCGCAAACAUCGUUACUUUCAAAAAAAGAAAAGUCAAAGUGACAAACAGGAUCGGCAUUCUGGUUGCUUCCACGACAAGAAGAAUCCCAAAUCUCGGGCUAGAACUAGAAACUAUGGCCCUGCGAAACAGAAGAAAAGCAAUAAAACUGGAAGGAAUCGCUUUAACCGAUCGCUUUAG